Messenger RNA from Colletotrichum gloeosporioides, 1065 nucleotides. RefSeq lists its product as uncharacterized. NCBI's taxonomy places the organism in Eukaryota, Fungi, Ascomycota, Sordariomycetes, Glomerellales, Glomerellaceae. The transcript has a single exon. The record is from RefSeq and is a predicted model, not a curated record. Bases 1 to 1065 code for a protein of 354 amino acids.
AUGGCACCUAAGACUGUCUUCGUCACUGGCGCGAACGGCUAUAUCGGCAACGCUGUAGCGCGCGCAUUCGUUGCCGCCGGAUGGAAGACCUACGGACUCGUCCGAUCUCCGUCGGCCGCAACAGCUCUCGCCCAAGAGGAGAUCAUCCCAAUCGUCGGCGCGAUCGACGACCUGUCCGCACACGCGGAGAUCCAGGCUCACCUUCCGGCCACCCUCGAUGCAAUCGUAUCGGCAACCGAGAACCCUUUAGACUACAUGCCGCAUUACAACAACACGAUCAAGCUUCUUCGAACUCUUGGCGCCGCCAGCUCUGCCGCAGGAACUAGACCCAUUGUGAUCUUCAGCUCCGGCUGCAAGGACUACGGCAUCGGGCCCCACUACCACGGCGCCUCGGACCUCGCCCCGCACACGGAGGACUCCCCGAUCAACACAGUGCCUUUCCUCAUCAACCGUGCGACGCAUGCGAGGAAGAUCUUUGAUCACAGCGAUGUCUUCGCUCCGGUCUUGGUCAGACCUACGAACGUCUACGGCCGAAGCUCAAGCUUCUACAAGGCCUUCUUCGAUGUUGCAGCCAAGGCAGCCGCUGAUGGCAAGCCCCUCUUGCUGCCCACCCCACCAAACACCAUUGUUCAUGCCCUCCAUGUCGACGAUUGCGGAGAAGCAUACGUCGCCAUAGCUUCCCACGUCAACAGAUCCGAAGCUGAAGGUCAGGUCUUCAACAUCUCUGCCCAAAAGUACGAGACUGUCGACGAGGUGGCGAAAGCUCUGGUCAAGGAGUACAACAUCACGGGAGGGCUGAAGUAUGUCGACCCUCUCGAGCUGAAGAAUGACGAAAAUCCCUGGCCAAAUGGAAUUAUAAACUUCCCGCAGUGGACAGACUCUACAAAGCUCACGAACCUUACCGGCUGGAAACACCACCGGCCGUUGUUUUCCGAAGGAUUGCACGUGUACCGUGUUGCUUUUGAGGCAGCGAAGGCAAGUGGCCAUGAAGGUGUGAAGAGGACAAGUGGGUAUCUGGAGGCUUUGACGAAGCAGGGCUUUGUGAGCCAGAACGGAGGCAAAUAG